CCGCACGGGCCGGCGACGCUGUCGGAAGAAAAAACCCAGGCAGACGGGCUGACGGUCCGCGUCUGCGUCCGGAGCGGCAGCACGGCUGAAGCCAUAUGUCGAGCUCCCGGUCGUGUUGUUGUUUCUGAGGCAGGGAGAAGGACGCCACCUGCCGCCGUGGGAAAGCCAGCCGGCAAACCCCUAGGGAGAGCGACUGAGACCAGGCUUCUGCUGUAGUAGUUGGUCUAAGUGCUGUCUCAAAGCGACACGCUGUCAGUUUUUGUUUGUUUUUAUUUUUUUCUGCUGAAUUCCUGAAAACAUUGCGACAACAUUUUUUUCAAAUAUAAAAAUAGAAGAAAAAGGGGCCUAUAGAAUAAAGACCAUAUGUCCGCCUGGAACUGUGGAGAGUAAAACCCCACAGUGAAGCUCAAACAUCAUAGCGAAGGAACAAUCAGCCAAAACCAUUUUUACGCGGAGAGGGAGGCACAGUGAUGCAAGAAGCCGAAGGAGACUCCACACACCGCCUGCCUCGGAAACAAUGAAAACAGCUGGACGAACUGUGGAGCUACAGUAUGACAACAGUGACCUGGUGCCGAACCCUACGGAAGAAAGUAAGUCACCACUAGAUGGCAACCGCAAUCAGGCCUAUGGUGACACCCUGCUCGCUUGCCUACACACGGACUCCCCCUCGGACCCCUCCAGUCGUCAGUUGGUGGUUUUCUAGCUAGACCACGGAUGAGAUCCAGAUCUGACUCAGCUUCUGAUUUUUCAGCCCUAUCGAGCACAAACAAUUGUGACGCAGCUACUCCUGUCAAACUCCAGUGAGGAAAUAAGCCGCUCACUGUGUUGUUGGACACAAAUGACCAAAGAUAAAUGAGCAAAACAAAGCUCAGUCGGAUUUGGACUGAAGCUGUGGAAAAGAACACUGGGUCUCUGUUCAUGACUCAGUGUGUGAGCAGAGGCAAAAUAAAUCUGGUUGUUCAGAUUUGACGGAUGAGAGUUUCCUCAUCGUGGGAAUUCCUGAACUUCUGUUGAGUAACACCCCCACCCACCCCACCCCCACCACUCAUUAUAUGACCCUGAAUACUACGGUGCUGGAGCAGAAGAGAACUGAACACAUCAUGAAGUUGGAUUUGGCUGCAGCGCUGUCUUCCUUGGCGAUGUUGCUCGUCUUUCUGUCUCCAGUUUGCUGUCAGCAGCCUGUGAACUGCAGAUGGGGGCCUUAUGGAGAGUGGUCUGAGUGUGAUGGCUGCACCAGCACAAAGGUGCGUACUCGCCAUGUGGAGGUGUAUGCCCAGUUUAGGGGUGUGCCAUGUUCAGGAGAAGCCACACAAACACAACCGUGCGUCCCACAGAAAGGAUGUCCUCUGGAAACAGGAUGUGGAGACAGGUUCCGCUGCACGUCUGGUCAGUGUAUCAGCCGCUCUCUAGUGUGUAACGGAGACCAGGACUGUGAUGAUGGUUUGGAUGAGAGAAGCUGUCAACAAGACGACAGCCACUACUCAUGUGACCUCGACAAGACGCCUCCCAACUCUGAUUUCACAGGCAGGGGGUAUGACGUGUUGACAGGGAAACUGAGAGCAGGUGUGAUCGACACUUUGAGCUUUGGAGGGCAGUGCAGGAAGGUGUUCAGUGGUGACCACAAAGUCUAUUACAGACUUCCACAGAACAUCCUCAGGUACAACUUUGAGGUGAAUGUAGACAAUGAGGAGAGUGAUGAAUCCUACGAGAGCUCCUGGUCCUACGUGCAGCACAUCCAGGCCAACGCCUUGGUGGGACACGACCGCCGCACCUUCCACAAAGAGCUCACUGACGAUAAGGCCUACAGAUUGAUAAUCCUGAAGAAUAAAGUGGAACUGGCACAGUUCCAAAACUCCGCCCCCCAAUAUCUUACUCUGGCCGAAGGCUUCUGGAAGGCCUUGUCCUCGCUGCCAUUCACGUAUGACUACUCUGCCUACCGCCAGCUGCUUCAGAUGUAUGGCACACAUUACCUCUCCGAGGGCUCACUUGGAGGCGAAUACCAAGCCCUGUUGGAGUUAGACCGCCAGGCGCUCGCUUCAACCAAUACAACAGAUAUAGAGUACGAGAGGUGUUGGAAAAAGGUGAAACGCCGUUUCUGGAGGAAAAAGGUGAAAACCAUUUGUGAAAAACUGACGAAAUCUUUUUCAUUCAGCCAUGAACACAGUGUAAACAAGAUACCCAUUAAGGUCAACAUUUUUGGUGGAGAUCCGGCCAUGAUAGGUGCACUGACAUUCCUGGAUCUGGAAAACCCAGAAGCUAAUGGAGAAGUCUAUGAUAACUGGGCCUCAUCUGUCAAAGACUACCCUGAAGUCAUAGACCAGAAGCUGCGUCCUCUGUAUGAGCUGGUGAAGGAGGUUCAGUGUGCAGGUUUGAAAAAGCUCCACCUGAAGAGAGCCACAGAGGAGUACCUGGCAGAGGAGCAUCCCUGCCACUGCCGGCCCUGCCAGAACAACGGCCAGCCACUGCUGACGGGCUCCAAGUGUCGCUGCAUCUGCAGGCAGGGAACCUCAGGACAAGCCUGCCAGAAUGGAGCUGUGAUUGGAGAGCAACCAGGGGUGAUCCAUGGCAGCUGGAGCUGCUGGUCCUCCUGGGGAUCUUGUUCCGGAGGUCAAAGGUCAAGGACUCGCAGCUGCAACAAUCCCGCUCCUAGCGGAGGUGGCCACCACUGCACUGGACUGCAUGUGGAGCGGAAGCCUUGUGAGGACUCAGAGAUCCAGUAUUUACAGAUGAUGGAGCCUCAGUGCUUCAGUCUCUCUGUGACUCCACCAAAGACAUGUGGUCCGCCUCCAAACCUCAGGAAUGGAGUUAUUCAGAAUCCCAGAGAUUUUUACGUGGUUGGAAACACAGUGGAGUACUCCUGCAUAUACGGAUAUUACCUCAGUGGGAACGCUGUGGCUCAAUGCAGUGAAAACCAAACGUGGAUGACAGGAACGAUGGUUUGUAAAAGUUCCACAUGUGGGAUCCCCCCACUCAGUGGUGAAGUUAUAGCCACGCCCACCAGAGCAGCCUAUCAGAUUGGAGACAGAGUGUUCUUUUCCUGUCCUGCGGGGUCAGUGCUGGAUGGUGAGGUGUCAGAGAUCAUAUGCAGUCCCAGUCUGCAGUGGACUCCUUCUCCAGCAGGCGCUCAUUGUAAAGCGGCGCCGACAACUCCCUCUUCUCCAUCUGGCCUGAAGUGUAAACCCUGGGAGAAUGUUGGAAAAACUGUGUGUGUGUGUAAAAUGCCAUUUCAGUGCCCGACUUCUCUGCAGUUGUGUGCCAGAUUUGGCUCAAGCCAAAGCCGUUUAUUAGGUGUGUGUAAGCUCGGAGCUCUGCAGUGUGUGGGACGGAGCUUCACUUUGGCCAGUGACAGCGACUGUCACUGGCCAGAGGAGACGUUCACAUCCUGCGAGGACUGCAAGCCAGGGACAGUCUGUCAGGAGUCAGCGAGAAAAUGUGUAUGCUUGAACGCAUCAGAAUGCCCUAAAGACUCCACCCCCCUGUGCGUUAACCAUGGUGUUGGCAGCGUACCCACGACAAUGACCGAAUGCGAGGUGGGGGCCAGAAGGUGUGCUGGGGAGCAGGUGAAGGUGAUCAGUAUUGAGGCGUGUCCAGAAUAAAGACGGGUUGUUGUCUUAUUCACUGAGAAGUAUCACACUGUACAUAAAGCAGGAACUUAUUUUUCUCUCAAUGACUAAAUUGUAAAUAGAAGCAAAUCUCUUUUCUAACACCUGAAUGAUGUAAAUAAGUUCCUCUGCCAUCCUGUGGUUUCCUUUGAUAUUUGUCAUGGAGGAGGGAUAAUUGACGACAAUUGCGUGCAAAGUAAACAUAAUGUUCUGUUCUCAAGGCUUGACUGACAAAUUCUAAAAUAAAUGCCUUAGCAUUGGUUAAAGGAAGUUGAUAAAACACUUUUCAGAAUACAUUUUUGUUGUCAUGGUUUCUGUUAAAAUAUCAAAUAUUUGAAAGGGGUUAUUUUUCCAUUUGGUCACCCAUCAGAUUUACGCAGCAGGCAAUUUUACAAAUCACCCGUAAUGAGUUCAAAUUAUGUUUAUUUCAAAAUUCCUUAUAUCUUAUAAUGAUUUUGUGAAGUAAAAACUUGACAUUUCUUUUUUCAUGCAUUUAAGCAUUUACAAGGUUUAUCUUUGUACUGUGUACUCUGUAGCCCCCUAGUGAUUAUUGUAUUUGUUUCCUGAAUUCUCUUUGGUCUCCAUUCAAGUGUUGUUAUUGGGCACUUUUUGACACUGUCUAAUCAAAUGGGAAAUUCAUAUAGUAAAAUCCUUAUUUUUGGCAUAUCAGACUCUGGCUCCAGUUUAGUCUGGAUAUUUUUAUCUGGAUAUUGCUUGGUCACAUUAAUGUCAUUUCAUGGUUUGAAGAAUUUUCAGAGGUGAGAUCAGAAUAGGAAAUACAUGCUUAAUUUGUGAGCAAGAGGUGCAGUAAGAGGUACAUUCUGUAAGAAAUGAAAAAAACAGACAAUGUUAUUCUUUAAAAAAUGCUUU
This is a messenger RNA of Xiphias gladius (swordfish), 4472 nucleotides long. Its product is annotated as complement component C7-like. Gene Ontology annotation, biological process: immune response. Gene Ontology annotation, cellular component: membrane attack complex. NCBI's taxonomy places the organism in Eukaryota, Metazoa, Chordata, Actinopteri, Istiophoriformes, Xiphiidae. Gene Ontology annotation, molecular function: protein binding. The record is from RefSeq and is a predicted model, not a curated record.